AUGGCGGCUUUUCAAAUUUCAAGCUUGAUAUCGUCUUCUUCCUCGUUUCCUUGUCGGAGACAUAUCGUCAAAUCCACAAUCAACCAUCCAAACAAGCUAACCAUCAACGCCCUUUCCCUCCCGGACCUAAGCGCCAGAGUCUUGGUCGAAGAAUUGCAGCAAAGAAGCAGCGGUAGUAAUAAUAAUAUUUACAAGAACAUUAGAUCAAACGUCCCCUUUACACCUUCCCCCAAACAGGGCACUAAAUCUCCAACCACCAUCCCCAAGCUCUACGCCAUCAUGGAAGCCAUCGCCGACAGGAUAGAGAUGCACAGGAACAUCAAGGAACAACGAGAGAACUGGAACAGUCUUCUGUUAAAUUCUGUUAACGCCAUGACCCUAACCGCCGCAACCAUCUCCGCAAUCGCCGCCGCAGGUGGGUCCCAUGUGGUCGCUCUCAGCUCCUGCUCGAGUCUGUUAUACUUGGCAGCGACUGGAUUGUUGAUCAUCUUGAACAAGAUCCAACCCUCUCAAUUGGCAGAGGAACAGAGGAAUGCGGCGAGGCUGUUCCAGAAACUUCGACGUGAAAUCCAGACCAAACUGUCUAUCGGGAAUCCUGAGUCCAAGGACCAUAGAGAUGCUAUGGAUAAAGUUCUUGCCCUCGACAGAGCCUACCCGCUUCCCUUACUCGGGAAAAUGCUAGAAAAGUUUCCGGAGGGAGUGGAGCCAGCCAAGUGGUGGCCGGAGAAGAGAAUUAGACGGCAAGAAAGUAUGUCUCCGGCGGCAGCAAGAGGCGGCGGCAACGGAUGGGACGAAGGGCUGGAGGAGAGGAUGAAAGGGGUAGUGGGUGUGUUGAGAAGGAGAGAUAAGGAAGAUUACUUGAGACUGGGGGAGAAAGCAUUGAAGUUAAACAAGAUGUUAGGAAUAGCCGGUCCUGUUUUAACGACCGUGGCAGCUGUGGGCUCUGCUUUAAUGGGGCCGAGCCACUCCGGUUUGGCAACUGUGGUCGGAGUUGCUGCGGGAGCAAUGGCGGCGGUGAUAAACGCGGUGGAGCACGGCGGGCAAGUGGGAAUGGUGUUCGAGAUGUACAGAAGCAAUGCAGGGUUCUUCAGUUUGAUGGAGGAAUGGAUAGAGGGGAAUUUGGAGGAGAAGAGAGGGAUCAAUGGGAAGGUUAUGGAAAUGAAGGUGGCUUUGGAGUUGGGGAGGAGCUUAUCAGAGCUAAGGGAUCUUACUGAUUCCUCAUUAAUGGCAGAUCAAGAAGAAGAAUUCGGAAGCAAACUCUUUUGAGAUCUACAAAUUAAAUUUAUUCUUUUGUUCAUAUUACUUAAUUCAUUCAUUCAUUGUAUAGAAAGUGGGCUUAACAUUUGACACUACUUUACAAAAAUGUGAAAAAAAUAGGAUUCUUAUUGUUAA
This is a messenger RNA of Impatiens glandulifera, 1392 nucleotides long. RefSeq names its product probable F-box protein At4g22030. The transcript has a single exon. The coding region runs from base 1 to 1266 and encodes 421 amino acids. The record is from RefSeq and is a predicted model, not a curated record. NCBI's taxonomy places the organism in Eukaryota, Viridiplantae, Streptophyta, Magnoliopsida, Ericales, Balsaminaceae.